UUUAUGGAGUAAAUGAGUGAUGAACCACAGUGUCAGUACUUUGUAUGCCGAUUCUUUUAUGGCCGUAUUGGGGGAGAUCUUAGUAAUGGAGUUCCAUAUUGAAUUCCAUGUCUUUUGUGAGAUCUCUUGUCCCAGAUCCCUUUUCCAAUCCGCCAUAUAUUUUAGAGGGGUAUCAGAAUUUUGAGAAAGUAGUAGCUUAUAUAAAAGCAAAAGCGAACUCUUGCGUUUACCUGCUCGUUGGGAACAAGUUUCUAAUAGGGAAGGGGGAUCAUUUCUGAAAGCAGGGUUUAUUGUUUUGAUAAAGUGAUCUAAUUGGGUAUAUCUAAAGAUUUCUCCUUCUGGCAUGUCCUGUACAAAUUACAUGUAUUGGUUAGGUCUAUGGGAUGUGCGACUAGUGCCUCAAGGUGGACUCAUCAGGUCUCUGCUUGAGAAAAUCCCUCCUUGGUUACCAAUUCAUAUGACAAUUUCUUUCCCAAUGAAUGCCCUCCUACCUAUGACAACUCUACUGGGACUUCUGUAGCCAAAGAGGUUCCUGCACAGAAACCCCAGCUCUCACCCAAGCCUGAGAGAAGGACAAGCUCUGCCAGGCCACAUUCCCCGCUUAUAGCCGAUUUAUUACAGAAAAUCACUCUACACAAAUCCACCACUUUCCAGGGGGCACCUUCUCCUAUUACACCACCAAAUCCUCACCUGGAUGUACAGCCAUGUGGUCCCACAGACAGAAAGACACCCCCUCCUAUUCCCGAACGUAGGAAGAAAGCUUCCAUGAUUCAGCACCAAGGUGUUGGUGGACCUGACAUUGUGCCCUAUGAUAACUUCAGACCUAAAGAGGAAUCCCAGGCAAAGAAUCAAACUACAGAUGUGUUCUAUGAAACACCCCUUGACAGUGCUCCAGAUGCUUCUAGUGACUUUCUACAAUUGACCCCAUCCCCUUCCUUAGAGCUGGAAAGGUCAAAGAUUCCACCUCCUGUUCCAGAGAGAAAGAAGAGGCAUUCAUUGAUUCUACCAGCUUCUAUGUACUAUGAACCACCAACUGGCGGUGUAUACAGUGCUUACCUGGAUAUACUUCCUGCAACUUCCUCAGAGCUGGAAAGGUCAAAGACUCCACCUCCUGUUCCAGAGAGAAAGAAGAGGCAUUCACUGGUCUCACCAGUUUCACCUAAUCUGGAAGAAAACAAAGUGGAAGAACAGUUACAGGCAAACUGCAACAUCCUGCUCCUUAAUCUUGGGAAGCUGGUGGAUAUUUCAGGUACAGCCAGCUCUGUCAAGCCAUCUCUGUGUAGCAGAUGCUCUGCCGCAUUAUCCAAGAUCAACCCUGUACUUGAGAACAAGACCUGGUGUUGUGUUUUUUGUGGAUGUGAAAAUACUAUGCAAGUCGGUACACACAUUGAGAACUUUACAGAAGAUGAAAUCUGCCUCUAUGAUCCACUACCUGGACAGGCACCUGAUGACGACUCUUUAUUAAUAUUUUGCGUUGACAUAUCUGGGAGUAUGAGUGUGACAUCAGAGAUAGAAAAUGACCUGAACUUGAACUACAUAACAAGAAUGGAGGCCUUGAAAACUGGUCUCUUACAGUCUCUUGAUUAUCUUUAUAAUCAACAUCCAAAGAAAAGGGUUGUCCUCAUCACUUUCAGUGACCAGGUAAUGAUAUAUGGGGAUGGCACUUCACCACCUCAUAUCCUGGAUGAUACGGAGCUGUUGGAUCCUGAUUACUUAAAAUCCUGUGGAGAAACCCAGCCUAUGCCUCACACAUUAGAAGAAACACUGAUUGCACUGAAGUCGAGUAUUGGAAGUUUGAAUGAAAUGGGAGCAACGGCACUUGGACCUGCAGCAUUGGUCUCCAUAGCGAUGGCAGCUCAGAAACCAGGAUCCAAGGUGAUCAUCUGCACUGACGGCAGAGCCAACACGUACCUGGGGAACCUGGAGGAUAUUGCUGAAGAGCAUGCCUAUCAGUCUUCCCGGCUCUUCUACACCAGCUUAUCUGAUUUGGCUCUUCAGAAUAGUGUGGUAGUGUCAGUGCUGACCAUAGAAGGGACUGACUGCAGGUUGUCUGAACUAGGGCAGUUAGCUGAUAAGACUGGAGGCAAGGUGAAUAUUGUCCAUCCUCUGAAGUUGGCCCAAGAGUUCCAGUCUAUUCUGGAAGAAGAAAUCAAUGCUACAGACGUGAAUGUGAGGGUUUACCUACCCAGUUACAUGUAUUUCGUAUACGAGGGGCACUCUGCAUCUAUAUUGGAGCGAACCAUUGGAAGCACCACACCUGAUACCGUGCUGUCUAUGGAGUUUGACAUCCAUUCAUCCAAGAUUGAGGAUGCGCUGCGUCACUCCCAACUACCAGUCCAAGUGCAGCUGACAUUUUGCAUGCAGGAUGGAAGGAGAGGCCACCGGAUUCUGACUCAUAGAAGGCCAGUGACCAAUGACUGUUUAGCUGCUCUGGAAGCCCUUAAUAUGAGUGUCCUGCAGAUCCACAGUGCCCAGAUUAGUGCCCGUCUGGCUAUAGAAGGACGUGUGAACGAGGCCACUAAGGUGGCUCUGGCUCUGAAAGAACUCAUUGCUCAGAUUAUGAAGCAUGAAAAGUACGAGGCAAGUAAUGACGCUUAUGAUGAAUGGGAGAACACCAUGUCACCCAUCUAUGAAGAUCUGAAAGUAUAUGGAAAUUCAAUGAAGAGACCAAGUGAACAAGGAAACACACAUGUCCCUCCUGUGAAAGGUUUUACAGAUGAAAUGGCAAACAUGAUGUUCCACCUGAAGCAGGCAAAGAACAAAGUGAUGAAAAAGCUGAAGCACCAGGCCCAAUAAAUAUGAAAUAUAGAGCAGAGAACAGAGAAGCCCCGGAAUCCCACAGUGGAGAUAAUGACGUGCAGCAGCUUCUGUAAAGUAUUUGUCAGGCUCAAAUAGAAUAUUUAUUGUCAUACGUAAUGGGCUGGAAGUCACCCCAACACAUAUAUUACUGCCACUUGUCCUGAUACAGGAUCAUCCUUCAGACUGGCAUUAGAGAACUAAACCCAUACCCUGACCACUAGUUGGAGGUGAAAAGCAGAGGUAUCCAGCUGUUGUACUACAAUUCUCAACAUCUACAAUGGCAACAUCUGUGGUUAUAUUGCAUUCUUAAUAUAGGCGGUAAAUAAAUCUGAAAAUGAUUUUUA
Messenger RNA from Xenopus laevis (African clawed frog), 3143 nucleotides. Its product is annotated as circularly permutated Ras protein 1. NCBI's taxonomy places the organism in Eukaryota, Metazoa, Chordata, Amphibia, Anura, Pipidae. The transcript has 22 exons. The record is from RefSeq and is a predicted model, not a curated record. Bases 766 to 2796 code for a protein of 676 amino acids.